CUACGUCACCAUACUACGUCACACGCAGAGUGGGAAACUACACUGUUGUUAUCAUGUCGCAGUACUGUAUUAUUCAAGGAUGUAAAUCACGCAGAGCUCGAGAAUGUGACUCAAUGGUAACAUUUCAUUGCUUUCCGACUGAUAAAGACCUACAAGAAGAAUGGUUAAAGAAGACCCGGAAAGACAGAAAGCCAGAUUUCAAGGUUACAUCAAAUACAAGGGUGUGUUCCAAGCAUUUUGCUGGAGACUGUUUCUGGUGGAACGAAAGGAUUCGCAGGACAUGUCUGAUUCCAGGAAGUGUCCCCCAUAUCUUUCCAUGGAACAAAAUCUCAUACCUGACCAUACCUCUUACAAACCAGAAAGGUGAGGCGGCUGGAAAUGUGACAAUUGAGGUCACGGAAUCCACAGAAGAAGAAGUUGACUUGCAACCGGAGAUAGUUGUCACGUCUGCACCGUAUGCUGACCACGACUACAUACAUUUGUCUCCACCUUUGGAAGAGCAGCUGGUGGCAGCACGACAGGAGAUUUCCAGGCUUACUAAGGAAAAGAAAAUGCUUUUGGCAUCACGCUUUUGUCUGCAACGAUUCCAGGACGAUGCCAGGCUUUUGUAUUUUUACACUGGAUUUCAGGACUAUGGCACGCUAAACUCUGUCUACUUGUCCCUGGAGCCCACUGCAGAGCGCUUACAGAGGUGGAGCCAGGCACAGACAGUGACGGGGCAGGAGAUGAGCAGGGCGGGCUUACAGGCAGAAAACUUGUCUUUGAUCGAUCAGUUCUUUCUCUUCCUCUGCCGUGUAAGAGAGGGAGCGUCUGAGGAAUCCCUGGCAGAGCGUUUUCAUGUCUCACAGUCGACAGUCAGUAGAGUGGUGACAACUUGGGCCAAUUACCUGUUUUUCAUGUUGGGGUCGUUGCCCGUGUGGCUCCACAGAUCAGCUGUAAGUGAAAUGAUGCCACAGUGCUUUAAAGACUCCUAUCCAAGAACGAGGGUUAUCUUGGACUGUACGGAGGUCCGCAUGGAGCGGGCCAGCUCAAAGAAGGUCAAUCCUGAGAACUAUUCAAACUACAAUGGCUCCACCACCCUGAAGGGCUUGAUUGGUGUGAGCCCCUCUGGAGAAAUCACAUUUGUGAGCAGCCUGUUUGAAGGGUCGAUCUCUGCAGAGGAAAUAACAAAACGCUCUGGGAUCUUGUCCCUGCUGGAGGAGGGGGAUGAGGUGAUGGCUGAUAACGGUUUCCUCAUUAGUGAUCUGCUGUCAGCCAUCAAUGUGUCUCUUGUUUCACCACCAUUUCUGAAUCAGAGGAGAAAGUCCAUCAAGCAGGAAGCUUCCAUCACUCAAAAUAAUGCAAAGUUAAGAAUUCAUGUAGAGAAAGCCAAACAACGAAUGAAGCUAAACCGUAUCUUUAAUAGAGUUCUUCCCCAUUCCCACCUGGGGACAGUUAACCAGUUGUGGUAUGUGUGUGCCAUGCUGGCUAAUUUCCAAGUGCCUCUCUCUUAACCCACAGCCCUUCUCACACCUGAACUCCUGACAGUUUGACUUACCUGUUCACCCGUUGGUCACAGCGGGAGUUCUUCACUGUCGAGCAGGACAUGAUGUAAAAUGCACAGCAUCAAAAUGGCGAACAAAGCAAAAAAAUCAGACACUAAGACGACAGUUUGUGCCUUAAUAUCAGUGCUACAGGUCGUACAUGUCGUACAGAUUAGGACAAAGCUGAAAUACGUGCAGGACGCGUGAUUUAAAUGUCAUCACCCCCUCGUUUGUUUUGAAUCUUCCUGAACAUGACCUGCUGCAUUCACACGUCGGCUCACAUCGACUUUAUGCAGAAAUAUUACCGGGGGGGAUGGCAGUUAAGAUUUAGUGUAACAACGGCUGUUUCCGUUCAAACAUGCAGCUCAUCCCAAACAUAUUGAGUAUCUACUGUUUACUGUUUGACUGUCCGAUUGUCGGCCAUGUUUUGUACUUGACCAUGUUUUUAAUCUAUUUGAUGAAACUGUAAUUUGAAAGACUGAAAAUAACUUAAUAUAAUCAUGUGGUGAAUAUUUUUGUGCAAUAAAAGUUUGGAAAAUCUUUUUUAAAA
Labrus mixtus (cuckoo wrasse) is the source of this 2073-nucleotide messenger RNA. RefSeq lists its product as uncharacterized. NCBI's taxonomy places the organism in Eukaryota, Metazoa, Chordata, Actinopteri, Labriformes, Labridae. The record is from RefSeq and is a predicted model, not a curated record. The transcript is spliced from 5 exons. Bases 54 to 1493 code for a protein of 479 amino acids.